Erigeron canadensis is the source of this 967-nucleotide messenger RNA. Its product is annotated as rRNA-processing protein fcf2-like. Gene Ontology annotation, cellular component: nucleolus. NCBI's taxonomy places the organism in Eukaryota, Viridiplantae, Streptophyta, Magnoliopsida, Asterales, Asteraceae. The transcript has 6 exons. Gene Ontology annotation, biological process: RNA processing. Gene Ontology annotation, molecular function: RNA binding. The coding region runs from base 105 to 680 and encodes 191 amino acids. The record is from RefSeq and is a predicted model, not a curated record.
UAGCUUGGGUUCUAUUUAUGUCCUACUUGAUACUGUAUACACAGGAUAAGAAAUCUUCGCUCCUGCCCAUAGACUAGGUCGAUCAGGUGAAGUGUUGAACUAUAAUGCCCGGAGAUAAGCUAUCUAUCGGUCUGUCGUGGGAACCACAACUGCCCUCUUUUUCGUCUGGUACAAAAAGUGAGUCGAAUGACAAGUUUCAAACUUUAUAUAAGCCCAACUCAGAGCUCAUUGAUGGGCUGUUUGUUCCACCUAAUGACCCCAAAAGGUUGAACAAGUUACUGAAAAAGCAAGUCAAAGAUACAAAGGGAAAGAAUUGGUUUGAUAUGCCUGCUCCUACACUCACACCUGAGUUAAAGAAGGAUCUCACUCUGCUAAAGCUGCGAAAUGUGAUUGAUCCGAAGAGGCACUACAAGAAGGGUGACUCCAAAUCAAACUCAUUUCCAAAAUAUUUCCAGGUUGGGACGGUUGUGGAGCCAGUAUCAGAAUAUUUUACUAGUAGACUUACAAAGAGAGAAAGGAAGGCAACUCUUGCUGAUGAAUUACUAUCUGAUCAGUCACUCAAGGUUUACAGGAAGCGCAAGGUUCAAGAGAUUGAACAGAAAAACCAGCCAGGCGGGGUUGAUAAAUGGAAGUUUAAAGGUAAAAGCUCAUUGAAACGUGCAAAGCAAAGGAGGCACUGAAUGUGGUCCUAAUGGGGAUUUUUGAAGCUAUGGAAAGUAGGGCGAUGACUUGUUGGAUCAGAUGGUGUUGCAUCUUUGGUUUUGAUUUAUGCUGCAACGGUGAAGUGUUAUUAUUGUAUUAUGUAAGCAAGGGUGAACGAUUCCUUUUACUCUAACUGUCAAUUUUUGGUCUCCUUUAAAGACAUUAGUAUUAUCUUUGAUUUUUAAAUGUCGUAUGUCCACUAUCUUUAGUUUUCAAAAUGGGACAAUUUUGUAGCUAAACAUCAAUGUUAUUAUUAAUUUUAGUA